AUGCAUGACCAUGACUUUGAACACAUUGACCAUUCUCUGUAUUCACCCCAUUUAACACCAUCAGAUUUCAACCUCUUCCCCAACUUUUACACCUACAGCAAGAAGCCAGGCACUGGGGCAUGUGAGGACUACUGUCUCACUGCAGCCUGCAACAACAGUGGAGUCUGCAUCAACAAAGCUGACAACUACACCUGCAACUGUACCUCAGGCUGGACUGGCUGGCUCUGUAAUGAAGAUAAGGACGACUGCCAGCCCCAACCAUGUAAAAACAACGGCACCUGUUCUGACGGAGGGACUAACAACUUCACAUGUUCCUGUUCACAAGGAUGGCUUGGAUCUACUUGUGAAGAGGAGGACUACUGUCUCACUGCGGCCUGCAACAACAGUGGAGUCUGCAUCAACAAAGCUGACAACUACACCUGCAACUGUACCUCAGGCUGGACUGGCUGGCUCUGUAAUGAAGAUAAGGACGACUGCCAGCCCCAACCAUGUAAAAACAACGGCACCUGUUCUGACGGAGGAACUAACAACUUCACAUGUUCCUGUUCACAAGGAUGGCUUGGAUCUACUUGUGAAGAGGAUGUUGAUGACUGUAAGAAUACACCAUGCAAGAAUGAUGGCAACUGCACUGAUGUUGGAACGAACAACUUCACCUGCUCGUGUAGUGCUGGAUGGACAGGGGAAACCUGUCAGACAGAUGUGAAGGAGUGUGAUAAAGAUCCCUGUGUCAAUGGAACCUGCCAGGAGGGGCUAGGAAACUUCACCUGUGUUUGUAACGUGGACUAUCAGGGGACGUUGUGUGAUGAAAUUAUUGAUGAUUGUUUGACUCAUCCCUGCCACCAUGACGGCACCUGUGUUGAUGGCAUCGGCAACUACACCUGCGACUGCACUGAUCAGUGGACAGGGAUAAACUGUACAGAAGAUGUAGAUGAGUGCAAAGCAUUUCCCUGCAUGAAUGGCUACUGCCAGAAUACCAAAGGAAACUUCACAUGUUACUGCAGUAAGGGCUGGAGGGACAGAACUGCUCUGAAGCGGGAUGGGGGUAAGCGGGCCAAGACGGCGGAUAAACCUUCUUCCCCUAUCCCUCCACUUCCACUCAUUCAGAUUCUGCACCCUCUGUAUUAA
This is a messenger RNA of Haliotis rubra (blacklip abalone), 1125 nucleotides long. Its product is annotated as fibropellin-1-like. NCBI's taxonomy places the organism in Eukaryota, Metazoa, Mollusca, Gastropoda, Lepetellida, Haliotidae. Gene Ontology annotation, molecular function: calcium ion binding. Gene Ontology annotation, cellular component: plasma membrane; protein-containing complex. The record is from RefSeq and is a predicted model, not a curated record. The transcript is spliced from 10 exons. Bases 1 to 1125 code for a protein of 374 amino acids. Gene Ontology annotation, biological process: establishment or maintenance of epithelial cell apical/basal polarity; heterophilic cell-cell adhesion.